Lineus longissimus is the source of this 3024-nucleotide messenger RNA. RefSeq lists its product as uncharacterized. The coding region runs from base 117 to 1238 and encodes 373 amino acids. Lineage: Eukaryota; Metazoa; Nemertea; Pilidiophora; Heteronemertea; Lineidae. The transcript is spliced from 4 exons. The record is from RefSeq and is a predicted model, not a curated record.
CUCUAGUCUGUGAGUCAGACAAGGUGUGGUAGCCAGACAGAGGUGUCUUGUGUUGCACGCUCGCCUAACCGAUUUGACUUAUCUGCGUCAUCGAUUGGCUCUAAAAUAAAAGGAUCAUGUCUUUCUCGGAAGCAGCUUACCAGUAUCCCGCCCUGCAGAAUGUCUUGACGAGAGUUGUGCGUGAGAAGCUAGGUAUUUCGGGCGAGGAGAAGCAGGAGGUCCGGCAACUUUCAAUUCAAGUCGGAAAAGCUUUGAGGAGGGGACUUCAAAAGAGUGUAGCCGAAUUGAAAUUUCCAGAUGAACCGGAAAGAAUCGGAAGUACAGCUGAAGACCUAAAGAUUCCAGGCAAUCAGGAGUGCGACUAUCUUCUGCACAUCGAUAUUGCGGCGGGAUAUGGCUCCCUUGCACUGGAGACACCUGGGAGCGAAGGCUACUUUCGGGUGGUCCUGAUGCACUCGGUGCCCAAAAUGAACAAGAUGCUCUUGAAGUCCGGCUCGAUGGAGUACCUUUCACCGAUGAAAGUACAUGCCUACUUGGUGGGAAAGCUGACCAACGUCCUUGAACAGGCCAAUAUAGGUUUGUGCGCGAGGGCAGCGCCGUUUGGCAUCAACGGAGUGACAAAUAUAGUCCAUCAGUCAAACCAGGCUGGUCCUAACCUAAAACUGGAAGUCUUCUACAAUUCCGGUCGGUCCUCUUUCGAUAUGGAUUUCGUACCUUGCCUCAACAUCCAAGAUAAUCUUCUGGUUGCCAAAUGUCAUCCAAGCCUAGGCCCCAUGCACACUCUGACCGCUAGUGACCCUUCAACUUUGCGUUGGAGACAAACGAUGGGCCCUACCGAAACUGCGAAGAUCGCUCCACUGGACAAGGGUAAUGGCGGCUGGAGUAAACAGGUAUGUCGGCUUGCAAAGUAUCUGCGCAGCAAGCAUCCACAGUUCCAUGCCUUCCCUUCAUACAUCUACAAGACGGUUUUCCUCCACUUGUUGGACGAGUACCACUACCCCACAGAAUGGCGCGAAAACAAUCUAGCCAAUCGCUUCCUUGACUUCAUGAAGAAAUUCGAGAAAGCCCUUCUCUGCAAGGAGCUCGACCACUACUUUCUCCUGAAGCGCAGAGGCGUCAAACGAAACCUGCUGAGGCCAAGGUUCAAGCCACUUGUUAUUGAAGAGGUGGGGCAGUAUGUGGCAAGAUUGAACCGAAAAGGUGCGGCAGCCUACGUCGAGCUAUUCACCGGACUGUAGAUAGAUAACACAGGAAGAAGUCAACAUCUCCGUGGAUGAGGACCUCGAAAUUUCGGUAUUUUAGACAUAGACAAUGACAUAGGCCCAGGAACCAAAAUGUAUAGUAGUUGCACGUUCGAACUUCGGAAGAAUUUAUACUUCAGAAAAACUUACCAUAGGAAAUUAGGGUUUAGAAAACUGCUUCUUAUUCUGUCAGGGAAUAGUGCGUUGUUACUUUGCCUUAAACCAAUGUAGGGAAGAUUUAGUACAGGAUUAUUUCACAACCGUUUAGUAUCAUUCGGUGAUAUUUAAAGUAAUAUACAAGAGACAGCAUUGGCUGAGCAAGAGCAAGGCUUGGUGAAUAAAGGUUAUAGAUACUGGGGGCUAUGGCAGCGUUGUUGUUUUCGUGAAAAUAAACGUGUAUGAUGACGCCAUCACGGAUAGGGAAAUGACUGAUAUGAAAUAGUAGAAGUUUGAAGCUCACGCUAGAAAAAUUUUGAUAAUAUUCUCAGAAUAACCAGCCGACUAUAAAUUGGCCCGAAGUCAAGUUGGUCAAGAUGUCAAACACAUCCUUGAAAAGUGACCUAUUGGUUUAUCGAAACAUAAAUUGGUGUUGUAUUGCAAUCUUGAUAUCGAACGGUGAGUGCCAAGCAAAAAUAGUAUGCCAAGUUUAUAACGAUAACGAAAACACAUCUCGAAAGCUUUGCACCAAAUGGAUUUAAUUGUCAAUUGUUGAAUGUCGAUUUUGAGUGGUUUACUGACAUUUUGGCCCGUUGAAACCUAACUAGAACAUGUCUCAUGUUUCUGGUGUUAAACAACUCUUCUGUUAAAAUAAAAGGAAAUUAAAAAAUUAAAAAAACAUAUAGUGAGUCGUACUUUGCCGUAUACAUUAAUGGUUGAUCAUCAACACCACCAACUUGGCUAGAAAAUGAAGUUUAUGUUCAUUUAAAACCUUGGAGGCUGUUCUCCGGAAAACAAAGAACUGACACCCACCCUUCAAACUGACAUGCACUUUGUUUCAAAAGAGUUCUAAUAGCUUUAGGAUUUCAAGUUCUAGCCAAAAUGGUGGUGCCUAUGGUCAACCCUUUAGUAAAUUCAAUGCGUAAACAUUUAGUGUUUGUGCAGUGCUGAUGGACUGACAUGACUGAGGGUAUCGCAUGGCCUGAUGGCAAGAUGGGUCUUCAUCUGGGUCACUUCCAACAAAUUCUGUAAUGCUAAGCCAUGGCAUGUGCAGUCUAGCUCAUAUUCUGUAAUGCUAAGCCAUGGCAUGUGCAGUCUAGCUCAUAUUCUGUAAUGCUAAGCCAUGGCAUGUGCAGUCUAGCUCAUAUUCUGUAAUGCUAAGCCAUGGCAUGUGCAGUCUAGCUCAUAUUCUGUAAUGCUAAGCCAUGGCAUGUGCAGUCUAGCUCAUAUUCUGUAAUGCUAAGCCAUGGCAUGUGCAGUCUAGCUCAUAUUGAUAUCAACUCAUACUUCAUACGAUAUCUCGCAAACUAUUACAUUAAAUUCAAUGCGGUUUUCAGCGUGUUGUCAGAUAUUUUGUUUACUUAUCACACGUUCUUGCAAGAAUGAGAUUUCUUUACAAAAUGUCUGUAGUUGGCCAUUGAAAAAAUACUUAAAAACGUUUUUAUUUCGGACUAGUUAACGUUCUUCCAUCGCCUAUUCUACCUUGCCAAAGAACUACAGAAUAUGCUUACAUCGCUACAAAACCACAAUAUUUUCGAACUAAAACCAUAUCGACAUGUGUCGGCCGCGCUGGUUCUCGAACAAGCUAAAAGAGGCGUUCCGGAUAUGGUAUUGCAUGUUCUCGAAA